UGCGCUUACGGUUCUCCUUAAAUAUAAUGCCCACUGUUUCUUCCUCGCAUCAGCAUUCUCGCCACCAUAAGAGCAGCAAGACGCUUUGGGUUACAAGUAGCUUUUGGAGGCUAUAGGACCUACGAGUGAAGUCAUGAUGAAUCAGAGAACAUCAUGGGCGCACUGGCUGGCACUGUUCCUGUUGACGGCGACCAGCGUAAAGCUACUGUCAGCCCAGGAGAUGGAAGAGCAAGAAAAUCACGUUUCCGAUAUCGUGUCCAAAAUUUACAAUUUUCUGGUCAGAAAUGGCGAGAUUGAGCUUCUGGGUCACUACUGUUCUUAUUCCACGCGUCCAUACUUUCUUCGAUGGCAGCUGAAGUUCAAGACUAAAAUUUGGUGCCCGGGCUGGACGCUUGUCUAUGGCAGCGCCAAGGGCAACUCCAGUGUGUCCAGUAGCUUGCAAGAUGCCAUCGUCAAUUUCGUCCAGAAAGCUUACCAAGAAGACGUCAUAAGCGAGGAGGAUGCCAAGCCAUGGUUGCAGGGACGAAAAUGACUGGUUCCAAGGUCGUCCGCGCUGCAAUGACUAUCGCGUAGCAUCUUCCAUUCAGAGGGAUUUAUGUGUGAGAUUUACUCUUCGGGUUAAGGAUGAAUGCAUAUAUGUAUAUAUACAUAU
This is a messenger RNA of Penaeus monodon (black tiger shrimp), 652 nucleotides long. RefSeq names its product anti-lipopolysaccharide factor-like. The transcript has 4 exons. The record is from RefSeq and is a predicted model, not a curated record. NCBI's taxonomy places the organism in Eukaryota, Metazoa, Arthropoda, Malacostraca, Decapoda, Penaeidae. Bases 134 to 532 code for a protein of 132 amino acids.